Molecule: messenger RNA, 2751 nt
Organism: Daucus carota subsp. sativus
Lineage: Eukaryota; Viridiplantae; Streptophyta; Magnoliopsida; Apiales; Apiaceae
Product: TOM1-like protein 6
Exons: 9
Coding region: 234-2411 (725 amino acids)
Biological process (GO): protein transport to vacuole involved in ubiquitin-dependent protein catabolic process via the multivesicular body sorting pathway
Molecular function (GO): phosphatidylinositol binding; ubiquitin binding
Source: RefSeq, a predicted model, not a curated record
AACAGCUUUAUUUAUAUCAAUUUGUCUUUUUAAGCUCCUUUUCUAUUUUUCUGGGAAACUGGAAACAAAAGUCCUCUUUCUUUCUCUCUUCCUAGUAAUCUUGUGUUCUUGAUUAUCCAUCCAGACCAUAGUAACUCUUGUCUUUACACCUAUACACACAGCCUUGUAUCUAUAUAUCUAUAUAUUGAACAUAAAUCAAGAUUUUGUUUCUGGGUAUUUUAUUUUGAGGAGAGAUGAUGAUGUAUCCAUCUGCUGCGUCCUCAUCUUCUGCAAAUUCAGCUUCUGUUCGUGUUGAGAAAGCUACAAGUGAAUUUCUUAACGGCCCAGAUUGGACCUUGAAUAUUGAUAUUUGUGAUGCCAUCAAUCUCAAUCAUUGGCUAGCAAAAGAUAUUGUCAAAGCUUUGAAGAAAAGGUUGCAACACAAGAAUUCUCAUGUUCACCUACUUGCCUUGACGCUUUUGGAGACAAUGGUGAAGAACUGUGGUGAUCCUGUGCAUUCCCAAAUUGUCGAGAGGAAUAUACUGCAGGACAUGAUUAAGAUUGUAAAGAAGAAGACAAACAUGAGUGUCAGGGAGAAGAUCUUGGUGUUGCUGGACUCUUGGCAACAAGCAUUUGGUGGAGCUGGAGGAAGAUAUCCUCAAUAUUACUGGGCAUACGAAGAACUAAGGCGUGGUGGUGUUGAAUUUCCCCAACGUGCAUCUGAUUCAGCCCUGAUUUUUACGCCUCCUGUAACACAUUCAACAGUUGGACAUGCACAUGCAGGUUAUGGGAUGCCAAGCAAUUCUUCAACAAGGCUUGAUGAAGCUAUGGCAUCUGAAAUAGAAACUUUAAGUUUGUCAAGCAUAAAUUCAAUGCAAGAAGUUCUGGAUCUUUUAUCUGCCAUGCUGCAGGCUGUGGAUCCAAAUGACCGCAUGGCCAUAAAGGAUGAAGUGAUUGUUGAUCUAGUUGAGCGGUGCCGUUCCAAUCAUAAGAAGUUAAUGCAGAUGUUGACUACUACUAGUGACGAAGAACUUCUAGCCAAAGGACUGGAAUUAAAUGAUUGCAUACAAAAUGAGCUUGCUAAACAUGAUGCCAUAGCUGCUGGGCUCCCGUUGCCAGCUCAAGUGAUGAGCCCUAAACCUCAGUUAACCGAAGUACCUAGUUCCAGCCUCAAAGUCGACGACGGUAAAAAAUUUAGCUCUUCUCCACCUGCUGCACCCUCUGCACCUUCAACUGUGGUGAUAAAUGCUGCUGCUGAAGAAGAGGAAGAAGAAGAUGAAUUUGCGCAAUUAGCUAGAAGGCAUUCUAAAACUCAGUCAGCCACAUCACAAAGCACAUUUGCUGGAGCUAGUGAAACUGAACCUUCAUUGAGCAAUGCAUUGGUUGUAUCUGAUCCUCCUGUUCCUGUAAAGACCACAAAGGAGCAAGACAUGAUUGACUUUUUGAGCCUCGCCUUGUCAACUACUGACACUCCUCCUCCCGCUCCGGAUUCAUCUACUACGCAAAACAUGCAGCAAGCACCUGUUUCACCUAAUGGCCAAGGAAGCCCCUAUGCCCCGCAAACAUAUACUGGGAACCAGGGGAAGGUAGCCUUUAGCAGUUAUGUUGCUCCAUGGGCUCAGCCCCAGCCUCAGAUUCAGCAACAAGCACAGCUCCAUCAACAGCCUCUACCUCAGCAGCAACCACCAUCUCAGGCUCAGGGUCAACCCAGGCAAGCACAAUAUCAACCACAAGUUCAGUCUCCCCAGUUUUCUUCUGGCUAUCCAACUGGUCAAACUCAACAACCUCAAUUUCAGUCUUCCCAGUUUUCUCCUGGCUAUCCACUGGGUCAACCUCAAUAUCAAGCACAGGCUCAGUCUCCCCAGUUUUCUCCUGGCUAUCCACCUGGUCAAGGUCAACCUCAACAAGCACAGUAUCAAACACAUAGUCAACCUCAACAACCACAAUACCAAACACAUAGUCAACCUCAACAACCACAAUACCAAACACAUGGUCAACCUCAACAACCACAAUUUCAAACACAAAGGCAACCUCAACAAACCCAAUUUCAAACACAAGGGAAACCACAACAACCACAAGCUCAAUCUUCCCAAUAUUCUUCUGCCUAUCCUCCCCCACCAUGGGCAGCAACUCCUGGUUAUUACACAAAUCCAAGACAACAAGUAAAUACGACAGCUUAUAGGCCUAUGCAAGGUGCUGGAUCAUUGCAACAUGUAAACUCGGCUAAUGGGUCAAAUAUUGCUAGGGACGGACAAUCGAGCUUGGGGCCAACAGGCAAUGCUUCUGCAGGAGGACAAAAAACCUUUGUUCCUACAUACAGAUUGUUUGAGGAUCUAAAUGUGCUUGGAAAUGGAGAUGGAAGGUCCAAGACAAACAACACAUCCCCGAGUUUAUCAGGAACUACUCAAAGUAUGGGAGGUGGAUGGAAGUGAUAUGUAUUAUCCUCUUCCUACAGCAGCUAUCUCGUUUGUUUGCAAUGUGAACAUCGUCAAUAUGGUGUAACGAUAGGUAUUACCUUUUAUUGUUUGCUUUUCAACAUCGGGUUGCAGCAACCCGAUCUGGUAGAUAAGAGUGGCCAACUUCCUGUGUUUUUAGCUUAAUAUUUCGGAGGCAUUGUUUUGUAUGGUGACUUGGUUUUAUAUAAUUAGUAUUCGCUGACGGAGAACUGUACAAAUAGUAUGACAUUUGAUUGUGGGUGGAACUUGUACUUUGUUAUAUGUUGAAGAUAUUUCUAUAACAUUUUAAUCCAGUCUCCAUGCUUGGUUGUGGAAA